Messenger RNA from Diceros bicornis minor, 1252 nucleotides. RefSeq lists its product as uncharacterized. The record is from RefSeq and is a predicted model, not a curated record. Bases 186 to 716 code for a protein of 176 amino acids. The transcript has a single exon. Gene Ontology annotation, cellular component: proton-transporting V-type ATPase, V0 domain. Gene Ontology annotation, molecular function: proton-transporting ATPase activity, rotational mechanism. Lineage: Eukaryota; Metazoa; Chordata; Mammalia; Perissodactyla; Rhinocerotidae. Gene Ontology annotation, biological process: proton transmembrane transport.
CGCCGGGCAUCUGGGGUUUCCACAGGGAGCUUGGGCUUCAGGCCCCAUCCAGUAACCAGCAGGUUACUCCCCUUGCCACAGAGGUUUGUGGCACCUUCGUCCUGGGAGCUUGGCUGGCAUGUAGGAGGGAAGAGGGGGUCAACCUGGGCAGCCAUGGCUUUGAGAUCCCUUCCCCCGCCCCUUGAAUGAGGCCAGGUGGUCUCAGAGGGCAGUAUGGUCUGCGCCCACAGAGGGACACAGGGUCUGCAUGGUCCAGCCAGCAGGGGCCUGCAUCUAGGCUGUGGGGUCUGGUCUUACAUCUGUGGCAUGGGGCCGCCCUCCAGCCAGAACCCCGUCCCCAGCCCCAAGAGCCGCUCCUGGGUGGGCAUGUGCCGCAGGCCCUGUUCGGCACUGAGCCUAGAGGAGAGGCCUCGUGCUCCCUCCCACUGGCCCCUGUCAAGAACGUAGGUGCUGGCCUGGUGGUGGCGGUCCUCAUCGCCAACUCCCUGAAUGAUGGCAUCACUCUUUACAGGAGCUUCCUCCAACUGGGCGCAGGCCUGAGCGUGGGCCUGAGCGGGCUGGCAGCUGGCUUUGCCAUCGGCAUUGUGGGGGACGCCAGAGUGCAGGGCACUGCCCAGCAGCCUCAGCUAUUCGUGGGCAUGAUCCUCAUCCUCAUCUUCGCUGAGGUCCUUGGCCUCUAUGGUCUCAUCGUGGCCCUCAUCCUUUCCACAAAGUAGCUCUUCUCUGAGCCCACCAGCUACAGAAUAUGAUGUAAAGACCACCCCCUCCUCAUUCCAGAACGAACAGCCUGACACACACGCACGGGGCAGCUGCCCCCCAGUAGUUGGUCUUGUAAAUGCGCAGUGUCCUAGUGCCCAUCGUCCGUUGCCCCUGGCCUUGCCCCUGCCCACCCUGUGCCAUGGACAUCUGGACCCACUCAUCACCCACCCAGGCCCCUGACCAGUGAGGAUGCAGGCCCCUGGCCGCCCCCACCCACCUGCUCUAGAGUGCUCUGUGUAUAAGAAUGAAUUAGAGUUGUCAUUUUCUUCACUGGAUGUUUAUUUAUAAAGAUUUGACCUGUUAUGCGUCUGUGGAGCAGCCCUCUGUCUCCCAACUAUAUAGUAAUCUUAGGUAGAGUGUUGCCUUGUGGGGUCACCGUUUGCUGAGACCUCUUGGACGGAACCACCCUCCUCCAGCCGUGGCUGCCUGGGCCGCGUGCUGGGCCUGCCGGGGCCUGGCGCUGAGCCGUGCCCAAUAAAGUUCUCAGAUGUGA